Molecule: messenger RNA, 4037 nt
Organism: Coregonus sp. 'balchen'
Lineage: Eukaryota; Metazoa; Chordata; Actinopteri; Salmoniformes; Salmonidae
Source: the annotation of a GenBank genome assembly
AUGGCGAAGCUCAGCAAAGAGACCAAGCAGCGGCUGCAGACGGUAUUCCAGGCCGGACAGUUCGUCAUCCGCUGGGGUUUCAUUCCCACGGUGCUCUACCUGGGUCAGUACGGGGGCUAGUUGGUUAGCUUAGCAUGCUAGCAGUUCGGGCAUGGGGGGGCUAUGUCCAAUUAUUUGUGCUGACGUGGUAUGUUGCUAGCUAUAGCUAGCAAGGUUGAGAUUUGGUUACGAUUAACAAAUUCAAAUUCGGGGAACCUCGUUUGUGUAAUGCGACCACUGCAUGCAAUUGUUAUUGCAUAAUCAGCUGUAUGUUUUUCCAAUUUCAGUUAGCUAAUUUUAGCUAAACUACGUCCCCACAUUUAUGGAGAUUUGUGGCCGUAGUGAGACACAUGGAUUCCCUGUCGAAAUAACGGCUAAAUCACACCCAGUCAUCAUAGCCAGGGGUGUGAAUGGGGAAACGAAACCAGUGAGACAUUCGCUGAAUCAGCUACCGCAGGAAUACCCCACCUGUCAAACGAAAGUAGCUAACAAAAAUUAGGCAAAACACACAUUUGGGACUCCCACUGUUGGUCGGUGUGUGUGUACGACUUUUGCAUGUUUCUCGGGUGAGAUCUGUGGUCUCCCACGUGACAAACCAAAGUCUUAACCAUAAGUCCAGCGGUUCUCAAACUUUUGCCCUAGCACUACACUGCUGAUAAAAAAGAAUCAAAGCUUGAUGAGUUGACAAUGGGUAAAUACAUUUGAAUUCAAUAACUUUUUGAUAGCAUCCCUUUUGAUUUAAACACAACUUUCCAUACAUUUGGCCAUGGAAGACGUGGACCUGAAGGCCAAAACAUUCAGGAGAUAAAAAGUGCCCACAUACCCCACCAUACCAUGAGAUACCUAUGUCUUCAUCACUGGAAAAGAUAAACAGUUGAGUUUGAUAUAAUUUAAAAGCUUAGUGUUCUUAAACUAUUUUAUUAUUUAAAAAACAAAUGUCAUUUUUAAACCUUUAAUGUCAAUUAUCUAAAAACGUGUAAACUCAGAUUUUUUGUUGUUGUAGCUUUUUUGUUGUUGUAGCUUAGACCCUAUUUCACAUCAUUUCAGGUUUCUGUGUUGUGCCAGUUGACACAUGCUCUUGAAAACUAUGCGUCAUUUCAAUCAUAGAAAUAUACUUCAUAGAAUGGACCCAUCCCUUCAGACCACUGCAAUUUAGCUGAUACACCAUUGACAUUUUAAUUGAAUCAACAUUUUUACUUCUAAUUAGAUGACAGCCAGUCCACUCAACAUCGAAUGUCAACUUAAAUGGUCAUGUCUAUUCUAUGAUCUAUAUUUCUAUGAUUUCAAUAGGUUUCCUAUGGAGGAUUGACGGUAUAAUUUAAAACCACAGAUAUUCCCAUUCAAGUCAACAUUCUCUGAUGUGUGGACCUCCGCCCAUCUUUGUGGUACCAUUUUAAAGUUUACAUUUACAUUUUAGUCAUUUAGCAGACGCUCUUAUCCAGAGUGACUUACAGUUAGUGAGUGCAUACAUUUUAAAUAAUAAAUAAUAUGCCAUUUAGCAGACGCUUUUAUCCAAAGCGACUUACAGUCAUGUCAUACAAUUUGAUUCCCAUUUUAGUACAUUUAUCAGCCAAAACAUGACACCCACACUGUAUUGAAGAGCAGGUUGCGUCUCAACUGAUGGCGGGCACAACACAAAAACCUCAGAUGAAGUAAAAUAGGGUCUAAGCUAUAACAUAUGUCCAUUUUUAUAUGGGGAAAAAAAUCAUUUCCCCCCCCCGCCCCCAGAACUUAUCAAAUGCUUUUACAACCCUGUUUGUAAGCUUUAAAUUAUGGAAAUCUCAACCAUUUAUAUUUUCCAGUGAUGAAGACAUGGAUGUCUUAUGGUAUGGUGGGGUAUGCAAAAUGGGUCAACAUUGAGCACCAUUAUCUCCUGAAUGUUUUGGCAUUCAGGUCCAAAAAGUCACUUUCUGAGCACUUCUACAAUGGGUAUGGAAGAUUUCGUUCAAAUCAAAAUGGGCCUUCAAAAAGUGAUUCCUGUGUAGCUCAGUUGGUAGAGCAUAGCGUUUGCAACGCCAGGGUUGUGGGUUCGUUUCCCACGGGGGACCAGUAUGAAAAUAAAAUGUAUGCACUCACUAACUGUAAGUCGCUCUGGAUAAGAGUGUCUGCUAAAUGACUAAUAAUAAUAAUAAUAUAGCUAUAACAUAUGCAAAUAUGGGAAGAAUUUAGCAGACGCUUUUAUCCAAAGCGACUUAGUCAUGUGUGCAUACAUUUUUACGUAUGGCUGGUCCCGGGGAUCGAACCCACUACCCUGGCGAUACAAGCGCCAUGCUCUACCAAUUGAGCUACAGAGGCGACUAAAAAUGUAAAUGGAUUUACCCUUAUUUGAAUCAGCUCUGUAGUGCUAGGGCAAAAACCAAAAUGUGCACUCCUUGGGGUCCCCAGGACCAAGUUUGAGAAACGCUGUUUUAGCCCAAUAGGAAAUUCCUUCUUGGGCCGAGGGUGAGACUGAUUUUCAAGUCGCAGCCAGGGCUACCUCAUCAUGAGACUGUGAGGCCGACUUUCUGCCUUCUGUCCCUCCACCCCUCUCUCUACAUCUUUCCUUCCUCUUCUCCAACCCUCUCUGCCUCCUCUCCUACUCCCUUCUCACUUUCUACCCAUCUCCCUCUAACUGCAUCCCUACUUUCCAAGUGUGUCCCCCUCUCUAGGUGCUAACUGAGGGGGGGGUGCAUCAUGACCUGUAUUCAUAGACCAGUGCAAAUUGCUAUUGUCAUCAACUUGCUACAGGCCGGGAUAAUGUUAAUGCUAACCACAGACGUAGGAGACCACACCUAGCCCAGGGUAGACCACAGAGGACCCGGACAGUUUCGGUAUCUGACCAGUAGUUACAUUUAGCUCCAGGGUAGGAAGGAAAUGGUUACAGCUUCUCUAGGAGGGAGAUAAUUACACAAGGGAAACUGAGUGUCUGCCACAAGCUAGCAUUGCUACACAGUACACACACAUACACGCUAACUAUCUUCAGAGAAAGUGAUUGGGAAACCCAGAAUGUCAGCAGUGUGUCGGGAAUGAGGAGGUUGAUGUAAUGUGGUGGCAUGAAUGAAUGGAGUGAAUGAAGUGUUACAGAAACAGAAAUGUGACUAAAGAUGAGUCCACUCCUAGAGCAUUGCUGCUAUUCUUUUCCCCUCCCCCCUCUCUCAGGUCAAUAGUAGGCAUUGGAGACUAAACACACCAGGGUUGGGGUCAGUUCGAAUUUAAGUCAAUCAAUUCAGGAAGUGAUUUGAAUUUUAAAUUAACAAAUCCAACGCCUACUAUUUACGCAACCCUGAAACACACCGUGAUGACGAACAGUCAGAAGCAGUGGGUGGCUGUCCUAUCGCUUUUGACCGGAAGAUCGGCUGUCGUUAUCUGUUAAUUUCACGACAAUUCUAGAUGUUGAAUCGCCUCCAUUCGUUGACACGCACAGCUUUUAGCCGUUCAUCUUUGCAAUAUGUCUUAGCUAUAAGGGUAGUCAGUUCCAACAUUCCGUUUCCUUCUCUGACAUCUUUAUUGGACCACAGAGAGAACUGCUGGCCAAAAGGGAUAAGAGAUGGGGGAAACAGAGGAGGAAAGCGAGAGGGAGGGAGAGAGAGGGGUGGAGGAAGGUGGUAGGGGAAAUCCCAAAGCUGCCCAACUGAAGCUCCAGUUCGGAAUGUUAUGACGCGUCAAUAGCUGGCCACGCAACACGCAUGUUCACCCCUUAUCAGGAACACGCUACUGACGCUAGAUAACUACGUCACCUGUGUUUGAGUCAGAGGAUAUGAUGGAGACUGUUUUAUUGGAAAACCGCUCAGAUACGAACAGAUGUCACGUUACACAGGCUUUGAAAAAACGAAGCUCAGGAGUGCAACUAAUGUUUCUUCAACAAUUUGCUUCUCUUCAUCUCUGCUCUCUUUUGUUUUUGAUUGACAGGUUUCGCCCGAGGGGGUGAUCCUGGUAUGCCGGAGCCCAACAUCCUGAGGUACGCUGUGUAUGUCUGUCCGUCUCUGUGUGUCUGUCUGUGGUUUGUCCAUCUGAUAUAG